AUGUCCCAGCCCGCCGCCGCCGCCGCGGACAGGAUGCACUCCAAAAAGGCGGGGAUCCGAGCCGCCGUGGUGCUCAUUGGGCUGCUGCACAAGUCCCGAAAGCAAAAUAAAGCGAAAAGGAAGCAGGAGCUAGCCAACAACACAGAUGUGACCAUCCCAGACCGGCCCCUGUCCCCUCCCCUCACGGCUCCCCCAACCAUGAAGUCUGCAGAAUUCUUCGAGAUGCUGGAGAAGAUGCAGGGCAUCAAGCUGGAGGAGCAAAAACCAGGACCCCAGAAAAACAAGGAUGACUACAUCCCAUAUCCCAGCAUUGAUGAGAUUGUGGAAAAAGGAGGCCCUUAUCCACUGGUCAUCCUGCCCCAGUUCGGGGGCUACUGGAUUGAAGACCCAGAAAACAUUGGCACGCCAACAUCGUCUGACAGCAGCAUCUUCGAGGAGGAGGAGGAAAACCUCAGCCCCGGCAUGUUUGGCUACAGGCUGGAGUGCAAGGGUGAAGCUCGAGCAUACAGGAAACAUUUUCUAGGGAAGGAUCAUUUAAAUUUUUAUUGUACCGCCAGUAGUCUGGGAAACUUGAUUCUGUCCAUCAAGUGUGAAGAGGCUGAAGGCAUUGAGUACCUGCGGAUCAUCCUCAGGUCCAAAGUGAAAACAGUUCAUGAGCGGAUUCCCCUGGCUGGACUGAGCAAGCUUCCCAGCAUCCCUCAGGUUGCAAAGGCUUUCUGUGAUGACGCCGUGGGACUAAAAUUCAAUCCUGUCCUGUACCCCAAGGCUUCCCAAAUGAUUGUGUCCUAUGAUGAGCACGAAGUCAACAACACAUUCAAGUUUGGAGUCAUUUAUCAAAAAGCCCGCCAGACGCUAGAGGAGGAGCUGUUUGGGAAUAAUGAAGAGAGCCCAGCCUUCAGGGAGUUCUUGAGUCUGCUGGGAGACACCAUCACACUACAGGAUUUUAAAGGUUUUCGAGGUGGCCUGGAUGUGACCCAUGGCCAGACCGGGUUGGAAUCAGUAUACACUGUAUUCCGGGACAGGGAGAUCAUGUUUCAUGUCUCCACAAAGCUGCCAUUUACUGAAGGUGACGCCCAACAGCUCCAGAGAAAGAGACAUAUUGGGAAUGACAUCGUGGCCAUCAUCUUCCAAGAAGAAAACACUCCAUUCGUCCCGGACAUGAUCGCCUCCAACUUCUUACAUGCCUACAUUGUUGUCCAAGCUGAAAAUCCAGCCGGAGAGACCCCAUCCUACAAGGUCUCAGUCACUGCUCGAGAGGAUGUACCACUCUUCGGUCCACCCCUGCCCAGCCCCCCAGUGUUCCAGAAGAGUCCCGAGUUUCGGGAAUUUUUACUCACCAAACUCACCAACGCCGAGAACGCCUGCUGCAAGUCAGACAAAUUUGCGAAGCUUGAGGACCGGACCCGGGCAGCCCUGCUGGACAAUCUCCAUGAUGAACUCCACACCCACACUCAGGCUAUGCUGGGGCUGGGGCCUGAGGAGGACAAGUUUGAGAAUGGGGGCCACGGUGGAUUCCUGGAAUCUUUCAAGAGAGCCAUCCGGGUGCGCAGCCACUCCAUGGAGACUAUGGUGGGAAGCCAGAAGAAACAUCAGAGCGGAGGGAUCCCAGGCAGCCUCAGCGGGGGUAUCACACACAACAGCGUGGAAGUGACCAAGACCACUUUCUCACCUCCAGUGGCAGUAGCCACAGGGAAGAACCAAUCGAGGAGUCCCAUCAAGCGGAGGUCAGGGCUGUUCCCCCGCCUGCACACAGGCUCUGAAGGCCAGGCUGAUAGCCGGACACGAUGCGACAGUGUCUCCAGCACUCCCAAGACUCCAGAUGGUGGCCAUUCCUCUCAGGAAGUGAAAUCAGAGACCUCGUCCAACCCCAGCUCUCCGGAAAUUUGCCCCAACAAAGAGAAGCCUUUCGUCAAGGUGAAGGAAAACGGCCGAUCCAGCAUCUCCCGGUCCUCGUCCAGCACCAGCAGCUUCAGCAGCACCGCCGGGGAGAGUGAGGCCAUGGAAGAAUAUGACAUCGUGAGCAGCCAGCCCUCCACAGCUUCACCCUUCAAGCAGGAAGUCUUUGUCUACAGCCCGUCCCUGAACAGCGAGAGCCCCAGCCUAGUAGCAGCAGCGACGCCAGUUAUCAUGAGCCGGAGUCCGACAGACUUGAAGAACAGGAACUCUCCGAGGUCCAAUCUGAAGUUCCGCUUUGAUAAGCUCAGCCACACCAGUUCCAGCGCGGGUCACUAGUGGGGAAGAGAAGUCCUUCGCCUGUCAAAGGGCGGUCCUGCCUCAGCCCAGGGAGAUGGCUCCUCUUCUACCAAGACCUUGGGAACAUCUGUCCACUACACUAAUCCCUGAAGCUGCUCCCAUGCCCAGUGUCCCCCAGCCACUGGCUUCAAGCUGAGGCCAGCCUUCCACUCAGCAGCCUCUGUAACCCUCUGACCUUCCCCGAUGUUCCUGGUGGUGGAGUGCCUGGUGGGCACACCUCCCGCCUUUCUGAGAGGAGGCUUUUUGUACCAUGUAGCAUACACUGGACAUGCUGUGGCCCAGCCCCCCAGGGCCCACGCCCAUAGGUCUGUUUGUUGAUUCACUUUGUGUACUCCCUGCCUGUGCCACAGCUGGGUGUCUGGCCAAUGUUGUGAGUACAUCUGUGCUGUCUCCUACAGGUGAGCACAUUCCACAAAAGGUGUCUCUCCUCUAAGCUUCCCCCCCUAAUGCUCCGUCCCCUCUGGUCCCCACCAUGGUACGUCUCCAUCUUGGUUUUGGUCAGUCCUGUCUGUGAAUGGUGGGCAGAGGUCAGCCUGGUUAGUCUAUGAGUAUCUAAGUUAUUAAUUAGCCCUCUGUCCACAGGCAGGCUUCCUUCUCCCUUCCCUGAUCAAAAUUCCAUCAUGAAGUGCCAGGAAAGCCCAAAACUUACAUUGGCAGGGCCCAAACAUCCAUCUCUCUUUCAGGGAGCAGCCUCUGCUCCUUCAGAUGCUCCUUUUGAGAAUGGGCUUGGGGAGGAUGAGAGAAAGAGACAGAGGAAGAGAGAGAUUGAAGCCAGAAGCAAACCCUCUGGCCUCACUGACAACAAGCUCAGGGAAGGAAUGGAAUGCUUUGAAGGUCAGUGGUCUAUUCUAGGCUGCUGGGAGUUACAUCAUCAUGUCUCAAAUAAAGCUGCCCUGGCAUCCCCUGUGGCCAGGGAAGAUGUCUCUAGGUAGGAUUCCCACUCUCUUUUAGUGAUUGCCAUCUUCCUCCCAGAAGCCAAGUUUGGGAGGGUCCUGGCAAAAUGCAUCAGGACCAGUUGGGCCAUCCCAUGCCAAUGGGCUUCCCAGAACAUUCAUUUGUUAGCCCGACAAGCAUUUCUUAAGCAUUUGCUGGGGGAAAAAAAUCUGUCCCUUGCUCCCUGCAGCUUCUCCCAUCAUCCCAGUGAAACCUCCUCAGCACCUUAAGCAGAGAUGUUCGUUGAUGUGGAUUGUCUGCAUCCUUUCAUGUCCAAAGUCAGAUGUCUCUUCAUCCCUACCUCUUUUCAUUCAGACCACAGGUCACUUUCCAUGGCUGCUGGAAGGGGACCCCCUUUCCCCACCUCUUCCCUCACUCUGAUGGGGAGAUCCUUGUAAAAGUCAGAGGUCAAGUGUAGGGGCAAAGAGGGACUAGGAGAGAUUAUGGAGGUGGUCAUUAGUCAGCACAUUCCAAGAGAGAGAUAGAAGUGUGCCAAGGCUGUGAGACCUGGACCCAAAUACAGAUUUCUGCUCACAUUUGGAGUCCGCUAAUGGUUUGCCUUAGUAUUCUGAUUCCCCCCCACCCCCCUCACCCAGGCUGCAAGACGGAGAGCUAGACAUCACAAGACCAGAUGUAGCCCAUGGGAUGACAGAUCCAAAGCUGGCAAGGGAACCUCAGAGACUAUCUAGUCUCUCAUUUUACAGAUGAGGAAACUGAGGCCCAUGGAAGCAAAGUGACUUACUCAAGGUCACACAAUGGUAGUAAGCCUGAGAGGCAGGAUUUGAAUCCUAUUCCAGAGCCUGACUUUCCAUCACACCAGGGCCAAAUGGAUGCUUUUGCCUCUUAGAGAUCUGGACCAAGGGGAACUAACUGAGAAGUAUGAACAGGAAGAGUUAAGGUUCCCCUAUCAAUUUAAUCUCAGACUUUCCAAAACAUUAAGGGCAAAAGUCAGCCCCACAUGCCAAAUUCUAUAGCAGCACCCUGGUGUGCCAGAAUGACCAAGGCAGACUUUAUUCCCAGGGUCUGUGCCUGGGACCGUUUCCCCUUUUCCUGUCCUGUCGUUCCGCCCCCUGCACUACUUUCUGUACAUCUGGAGGGGGGUUAGUCUCCAUGGGUUACUGUGCCUGGGCAGAAGGGCUCAUCUCAUUGGCCCCAUGCCACGGGAGGCCAUUUGCCCUUAUUUGUUCCCUCUAGUCCCAGGGAGCCCACCUCCUUAUAGACCAGCCUGAUUCAUAAAGGGUGUCCCCACUCUGAUGACAGUCAGUCCAUCCCUUCAAUCAGAAAAUGGAAGCUUUCUUGAGCUUUGAAACAGAAGUUUGGUGCAGCAUAAGGCAGCUUGACUCACAUCCCAUGAUGCUGUCACCAAUGGCCUUAGUGCAGAUGGAGGCUGAAUUUGUAAUUUGAUUUUAGAGUCUGAGAUGGAUAACACCUUUGAGGAAGUGCAGUGUCAUUGACUUCAAGGAUACCCACUGACUCAAAGUCUGGGCCAAAAUGAGCAUUGCCUCUGAAUUUCAAAAUAAUCUACGGUGCCACGAUUCAAACCAGGCUCUCAAACAAUUUAAUGAGGCCCAGAAGCUUCUAGAAAUGGGGGUCUAGGGGUCCACAUGCCAGGGGCCUCCAAGAUCUUCCCUAACAAAGGCAUCUAUCAAAAGGAGAGGUUUUACUCAAACUGUUUUAAUGAAUAGAUCGGAGGCACUUAAUUAUAAUCAAACAAUUCAUAGACAACACACAUCCAGAUCUGUUUUCCCCACCAAGUUGAAGUGAAGCCUUCCUUUUUCUUGAGAAACAGUAUAAUUUCCUGCUGAUUUCACCGUGAUAAAUUUUAGAAGCGGGGACCCUAUUGAUUUGGAAUUUGUAAUAAUUCAGCAGUAGGCUAGGGUCCUUUUAUAUUUUGUUAGAAAGGGGAGUGCCAACAUCACCUGCUAUAACUCGUCUUUUUAAAGAUUAGGAAACUGAGGAUUUUUGCUCAAGGCAAUUUGAGCAAUUUGCAGAAAUAAUUUGUUCAAGGUCACUUAGUAUCAGAGCUGGGACAAUGACCCGGGCUCUCCCCCAUCCCAUCCCCCUCCCCCUUUCCCAAUGCUGCCCAUCUGAAAUUUCCCUCUACACACUACCUAUAAGGAGAGGAGUUUGUUCUAAAUAAGUUUAGUCUAAAUAAGAUUGCUCUUAUGAAGAACUUCUCUCCAAAGUUGGCCUAGUCAGGUGCUCUUAAAAAUUUCCUUGGCAGCACCCAUUUGUACAUAAACAAUGUGAUUAUGACAUGUGAUUCUUAUCUUUUUCUUCAAGCAGGUCAGGUAGGACUUGGCCACACUUUUCAUUGUGUUUGUCUGUCCUUGAAAGUCCUAAAUGAUGUUUAGUUGCAGAAUAUUCGGUAUUUCUUUUCAUUUGUCACUAAUUCAGCCUGAGCCUUCUUCCCUGAGUCCCGACCCCUAUCCAGGUUAGUCAAAUAAGUAAGUUUUGACUGUAGCUGUCUCCAUCUGCUUGGAAGCAGCAGUGCCUUUAAUCGUGGUUUGGGGUGAUUGCUUUUUUUAGGUUGUAAUGUGUCACCCCCACUUGUGGAGCAUCAGGCUCCAUGACCUCAUACCACCCUGGCUGGCUCUAAGCAGCUCAGCCCACCUCCUGGCAGACAGCUGUCCAUUCUCUCUGCUGUUCCUCGGAGGUCGAGUUUGGUGAGAGUAGAACAGUAGCCUUGCAUUCCCAUUUCCUUAUAUGUUGGCUUCAGUAGCUUCUGAAGUGGCCCUCUUUCCCUUUGGGUCUGGCACUGAGACCCAGCAUCCUGUAAAUAAUUACUCUGUUGGCUUCAAGAGUGAACACUAUCUGCUCAUCUGUGUUCCCAAUCUCCAGGAGAAGGAAGAAAACAAGGCUAGGAGCAAGAUUCUUCCUUGUGCCUCUGGAUUUCACAUUUGUGUACAGUACUGCAGUCCAAACAUGGAUUUUAAACAACUUAAAAGACUUAAUGGAGCAGUAUCUCUUACUAAUGGGGGUCUUAAGGUCCCCUGAAAGCUUCUCUUGCAGUUCUAUCUAUAGAAUUAUCAUGCCCUUCUCCUGGACUCUUGGCCUUUGGAGCUGCUCUCUGGGCUUACUGACAUAAAGUGUGAGGAGUGGAGAGUUGGCAUAAGUAACCCUGCCGGUUGUUAUCGCUCAGCUUUGUUCAUUGGGAUGGUUCUCUUUAGGAAUUUGCGAGGUUUGCCUUUGUGCGAGCUAUGGAGAAAGUGUUUGCCAGAUAGACUUAUAGGGAUUGGGGAAUGUUUCAUUUUCUUGAGGAAAUCGAGUGUUUUCAGGCACGUUGGCAGCACCUGACUGCUCACAGAUGAUGUUUAACUCAAUAAUUGCUUCUUUGCCAUUCAUUAAAGAACCUUUCCUGGUAAACCUGGGGUCAGCUAGAAUAACUGUGCUUGCAAAGUGAAGUCGGUCUUCCUUUGGAGUAGUCAGGUUUGGCACUAUUUUAGAAAGACUUCAAAAUCCUAGAAAUCAGAGGCUGUUAGAACUGGCAGGGGCUUUGAUCUGAUCCUACUCCCUCACCUUACAGAGGAGAUAAACUGAGGCCCAGAGACACGAAUUGAUUUGCCCACGGUCACUUUGCCAUUGACUAGACACCGGGUCUCAGCUCCCAGUCAAGUGCUUUUUCCAUAAUACUGUGCUCACCACUACCACCACCGACCCAUCCCAUCCCCACCCCCAUUAGUUUGAGUGAAUGACAAGAACUGAGGUCCUUGGAUUCUACCAAAGUGAAUAAGUUGGUCUCUCCAGGUUGGUGCCCGAGUCAGGGAGAUAUGGGAGUCCAACUAACUUUCUUAGGCGGUGUGGAACUUGGCCCCAGAUAUGUACACACUAAGUGCUUAGUCAAGUUUGAGUUGAAUGAGAUGGAAUUGGAGGGAGAAUUUGUUGACUCCCUCUAGCAAAGACUCCUUGGACUUUGAGCUCACCAAGAAAAGUAAAGUCCAGAUGGCCAGCUAGAUCCUAGAUCCAGCUAGAUCCUAGAUCCUGGAUCCAUUUUAGUCACCGAACUCACACCAGCUCACCAACCCCAAGCCUUUCGCAGGAGUUGGGACUGAGGCUAAACACAAGGCAUAGUUUAAAAACCCCAGUUCCCUCUUGGCAAAUAACAAAGAAAUAGUGUCUAAAGAGGUCUCUCCUGUCCCACACUACCGCACCACCUCAUUCCCCCAAUGAGCAGAAUGGGAUGCUAGAUUUCAUGGUGGGCACACAUCAGUUAACUUAGAUGUUGCCCCAAGGACUGUGCAGAAAUAAACAUCUAUUUCUCCAUAUCCAUAGUGAUCAGGCCUCCAGAAUGGGGGGAGGGGCAAGGCUCUCAGAAGUAGGCUCCUUCCCCUCCCCACCCCCCCAGCAAUAUAGAACAAAGGAAUGGUCUCCCUCUAAUUGCCUGGGGUGGUGGUGAGUUAGUAUUUGCCAAGGGCAGGGCUUCCCAGGAAUUUCUCUGAAGUAGAAGAAAGAUUACUGGGCACUCAGGGCCAGUUCUGGGCAAAUUUUGUUUGUCCAAGGUCUAUUUCCAUUCUUUUCUCCUCCAAAUCCUGAGGAAGAUAAUGCCAUGCUUACAAACUUCUGUGGAUGUCACUGGAUACCCAUUCCCCUGGGAGGAGAGAUGGGCUAGGCUACAGAAGAGUGGGUCAGUGGGAGCUGAGCAUAGCAGACAAGGACAAGAUGGCCCUAGAAGGAGGGGAUUUGGCUUCCUGCUUUGUGGUGGAGGCUGGGCAGCUCCAGUGGGGUGUGGGUGAGCUCGAGAGGACAUGAAUUCUGUCCCUUUCUUUUGUGACGUUCCACUUUCUUGGACUUUGUUUUCUGCUUGGAUGAAUAAACUCCUCUCUUUCCAUUCCUCUUGCUGAUCUCCUAGCAUGGUUGAGGACCCUACUUUUUCUUUUUCAUGAAUGUAGUUUUGUGACACCCCCUCAAGUACAGCAAUGUUUACCUGUGAAGAAAGUUCCUAGGAGUGAUGAAAUCUCCGAGCCAAGCUCAGCUCUGACAGUGGUGGUGAUGAUCACGGUUCUUUUCCCUUUUUGGAGCGGAAAGGUGCUUUGUAGAGUCUGAUUGCCUAUGCCCUGUAAAUAGUGUACAUUUAAUUUAUUGCUACGGUAACACGGUGUAUUGGUUAAUGUAUAAAACAAAUUCUAAAAGGUUCACAAAUGUAUAUUUUGUUGCUUAAAUGUGUCUUUGCAGAAAUUCACAAUAAAUAACAUAUUUUGUGUC
Messenger RNA from Trichosurus vulpecula (common brushtail), 8388 nucleotides. It is a transcript of the gene RAP1GAP2, whose product is annotated as RAP1 GTPase activating protein 2. Gene Ontology annotation, cellular component: cytoplasm; plasma membrane. The transcript is spliced from 24 exons. Lineage: Eukaryota; Metazoa; Chordata; Mammalia; Diprotodontia; Phalangeridae. Gene Ontology annotation, molecular function: GTPase activator activity. The record is from RefSeq and is a predicted model, not a curated record. Gene Ontology annotation, biological process: regulation of small GTPase mediated signal transduction; activation of GTPase activity. The coding region runs from base 1 to 2232 and encodes 743 amino acids.